This is a messenger RNA of Nematostella vectensis (starlet sea anemone), 827 nucleotides long. Its product is annotated as mitochondrial ATPase complex subunit ATP10. Bases 75 to 821 code for a protein of 248 amino acids. Gene Ontology annotation, cellular component: mitochondrial inner membrane. NCBI's taxonomy places the organism in Eukaryota, Metazoa, Cnidaria, Anthozoa, Actiniaria, Edwardsiidae. The record is from RefSeq and is a predicted model, not a curated record. Gene Ontology annotation, biological process: mitochondrial proton-transporting ATP synthase complex assembly. The transcript is spliced from 7 exons.
UACUGCAGGCUCCGCUUACCGCUCUACACAGGAAUCAAAGGCCUUGUUUCACGUGUGAUGGCCGAGUCGUAAUCAUGCUGCUGUGCAGAUUACGGAGUUUUUCUUACAUGAUUGAGGGAGGAGUUACAUGUAGGGCAUGCUGGAAUAUGCAGCUUACAGCAAGGAGAACGUUUCUUUCGAAAACAAAAGAGGAAAAACAAGCAGCAAAGGAAAAGCGAAAGCAGGAACGAAAAGAACUUGUUGGAGAGAUAACUAAAGGUUAUUUUUCAGAUUUAAAAGAGCUUAAGCAAAGUGGUGGGAAGAGAUUCUUUGCAAAGGACAAACUCAUAACUGAAAAGGAUGCUUUAGUGUUUCCAGAAUUUCAAGCAAAGAACCUAAGAAAUAGGGUUAUAAACUUGAGGACAGAAUUCCCGGGCAGCACCACACUUGUUUUGAUGUGGCUUAGAGCAUAUGGACAGAUUAUGUGUUCAAAGUACAAAGAGAAUUUUACAAAGGAGUUUGCAGACCACCCAGAUGUCAAAUACUUUGAAGUGAAUGUUGUUGAGGGAUGGUUCUACAGAUUGCUAAAACCGUUUAUAGAGAAAAGUCUGAGGAGCCAGAUUCCAGUGAAAAAUCAAGGCAACUACUUGUGUUAUUUUGGUAAUACUGAACCCUUGAAGAAAGGACUAGUGGAGAAUGUGAUAGUGGGAUAUGCCUUCCUGGUCGACAGUCAGGGUAGGGUGCGAUGGAAGGCCCAUGGAACACCUACACAAGAAGAGCUACAAUACAUGACAGACUGCACAAAUAUGUUGAUAAAAGAUGUACAGAAAAGAAAAACAUGAAAGCUA